Molecule: messenger RNA, 919 nt
Organism: Odocoileus virginianus texanus
Lineage: Eukaryota; Metazoa; Chordata; Mammalia; Artiodactyla; Cervidae
Source: RefSeq, a predicted model, not a curated record
GUGCAGUGGGAAUCCUCGAGAAGACUUGAAGCAGGGACACAUCAUGGUCUGAUUUCAUUUUUAAAAGUCAUCUUAGAGUGGGCAAGUCUACAGCUGACUCAUAGCACCUCCCAUUUCAACCUUGUUAAAUAAGAACAAGCUACCUUUUCCCGAACACUUACUGUGAGUUCACCCGACAAGCCACACUUUUAAAUGCCCUCCAGGCCAGGUGUCUGGGACCAUCCAUGGCUGCACGAGGCACUGAGUACAGACAGUGAGUGAACCUGAGUGUCUGCGUGGAAAAGAGAGCGAGGGAGAAACACACAUCCUGAAUGGCUCCAGAUGUUAACAGGAGCCCAGUUAAAUCUUGCUGGCGGCGCCUCAUUCCGGCACCCCGCCCUGGCGAGCACCAUGCCUGCCUGCCGCCUCGGUCCUCUCCUCGCCGCCCUCCUCCUUGGCCUGCUGCUGGGCCUCCCCCCGGUCACAGGCGCAGGCGCAGAGAAGCCGGGUGUGUGUCCCGAGCUGGAGGGUGACGUGAACUGCACGAAGGCUUGCGUCUCGGAUGAGAACUGUAAGGACAACCUCAAGUGCUGCCAGGCCGGCUGCGCCACCGUCUGCCAGAUGCCUAAUGAGAAGAAGGGCUCCUGCCCUAAGGUGGACAUCGCCUUCCCCCAGCUCGGCCUCUGCCGGGACCAGUGCCAGGUGGACAGCCAGUGUCCUGACCUGUUGAAAUGCUGCCGCAAUGGUUGCGGGAAGGUGUCCUGUGUCACCCCUGUCUUCUGAGCUCCAGCCACCGCAGCCUGUGGACUGAGGGAGCAGCAAUGUCUGCCUGGCCCUGUCUGGCUCCAGCCCAGCUGCCCUCCUCCCUGGCCUCUUCCCUCCAUCCUGAGCUGACCACAGCUGCUUCUUUUUCCAACCAAUAAAGUGACUGCUUCCAGCA